AUGGGUGCUGCUAUAUCUCUCCCGCUUAUACCGGUGACUUACUUGGCUUCCACGGUAAGCUCGUGCGUUGGAGCCGCUGCGUGUUCAGCCUUCUGCUCCUCUAUUGGGGGCACAUUCAAAUCCUCCAUAAUGACAAGAAUAACGUACGCUUUUCUCUUGCUACUCAAUUGCCUUCUAUCCUGGAUAGUAAUGUCGCCCUUUAUAGUGAAAAAACUAGAGAAAGUGACCUUUGGUUACAUCAAUGAUCGAUGUGGUACGGAUGGUGUAGAGUGUACUAGCUUUGCGUCUGUAUACAGGAUAAAUUUUGCCCUUGGCAUGUUGCACUUGUGUCUUGCGGGACUUCUUAUGAAUAUCACGUCAACAUCCAAUCCAAGAGCUGUCAUUCAAAACGGGACCUGGAAAUUGAAGUUCUUUGUUUGGCUUCUUUUCGUUACCGUGAACUUUGUGUUCAUCCCUGAUGGGUUUUUCGUGUUUUACGGGAAUCACAUUGCAAUUAUAUUCUCCACGAUAUUCAUUGGCAUUGGAUUGAUAUUGCUCGUGGACUUUGCCCAUGCUUGGGCAGAGAAAUGUUUGGAAAAGAUCGAGAUGGAGGAACUCAACGGUGAAGAGAGUGCCGGUUUUUGGAAGAAGUUGCUCAUUGGUGGGACGUUAUCCAUGUACUUAGGAAGCAUUGUGCUUACUGUGAUCAUGUACUGGUUCUUUGCCAAUGAAGGUUGCAGUAUGAACAAGGCAGCAGUGACAAUCAACUUGAUUUUUGGUAUUUUGAUUUCCAUAAUGUCCGUUAAUCAAACUAUUCAGGAGCUGAACCCACAUGCAGGGUUGGCUCAAAGUUCCAUGGUUGUGUUUUAUUGUUCCUACUUGGUGAUGAGUGCAGUAGCAUCUGAGCCUGACGAUAAAAUGUGCAACCCGUUGGUUAGAUCCAAGGGUACCAGAACUGCCAGUAUUGUCUUGGGUGCGUUCUUCACGUUUAUUGCUAUCGCGUAUACGACUACAAGAGCAGCGGGGAACUCAGCAUUCUUCGAUGAUGGUGAAGAGACCAACUCCAUUGGCGAUGUUUCUCAGUCUGCAUACAUAUCGGGCCAACCGUCAUCUUCUAGAAGGGAAAUGAGGUAUCAGGCCAUUAAGCAAGCGGUAGAUGAAGGCCUGCUACCAGAAAGCGCAUUGACUCAGCUUGAUUUGUACGACGAUGAUGAGCCAGAUAAUGCAAGAAGUGGAGCUGGAAGUGACGAAAGCGCUAGUGUUCAGUACAACUACUCAUUGUUCCAUAUUAUCUUUUUCCUUGCAACGCAAUAUGUUGCAACAUUAUUGACUGUUAAUGUGCAGAAGGACGACUACGGUGACUUUGUACCUGUGGGUAGAACGUACUUUUCCAGCUGGGUGAAAAUUAUAAGUUCAUGGGUAUGUUUUGUGUUGUACGGAUGGAGUUUAUUGGCACCGGUGAUCUGGCCAGACAGAUUUGGAGGUGUUCAAUUGUAG
Molecule: messenger RNA, 1476 nt
Organism: Dujonia railenensis
Lineage: Eukaryota; Fungi; Ascomycota; Pichiomycetes; Serinales; Debaryomycetaceae
Source: the annotation of a GenBank genome assembly